GUGUCGUAUUAAAUUCGCCGUGGAGAUUAAAUCCUCUAUUGCCGUCGCCGCCGCCGCUGAUCAAAUAGAUCGAGAGAGGGACAGGGGAAGAAGAUUCCGACAUUGUUGGCUUAGUGGAUCCGGGAGAGAGUAAACAGAAAGAGAGAGAGAUGGCUAUGUCUCAGAUUGUGAACACGUACCCGCUUUCGAACUACAGCUUCGGAACAAAAGAACCGAAGCUCGAAAAAGACACCUCCGUCGCGGAUCGACUCGCUCGUAUGAAAAUAAACUAUAUGAAAGAGGGCAUGAGGACUAGCGUUGACGCCAUUCUGCUGGUACAAGAACACAACCAUCCUCACAUACUUCUCCUGCAAAUUGGUAACACCUUCUGCAAACUUCCAGGUGGACGCCUGAAGCCUGGAGAGAAUGAAGUUGAAGGCCUGAAGAGAAAGUUGACCAGUAAGCUUGGAGGCAAUUCCGCUGGUCUUGUACCUGAUUGGAAGGUAGGAGAAUGUGUUGCGACAUGGUGGCGUCCAAACUUCGAAACCAUGAUGUACCCUUACUGCCCUCCUCACAUCACGAAACCAAAGGAAUGUAAGAGACUCUAUGUGGUUCACUUGUCUGAGAAAGAGUACUUUGCAGUGCCCAAAAACUUGAAGCUCUUGGCCGUCCCUUUGUUUGAACUCUAUGACAACGUUCAGAGAUAUGGGCCAGUUAUAUCGACCAUUCCUCAACAGCUGUCCAGAUUCCAUUUCAACAUGAUUAGUUCGUGAUUCUACUUACUUGGUGUUGAAGAACAAGAAACCUGUUUGAUGGUAAGUUACUUUGGCAGGGUUUUGGAGAUGAGUGUGUGGUUUUUUCCAUUAUAGACUUUCUCGGUUAAUGAAGAACCGGUUCAUUAAAGUUUCAGCACAAGCAGAUUAUUUGAUCUCAUUUCUAUCUAAUAGCAUUCGUCAUUAUGUGACUAACAGCGGUCUUGUCUAACCGUGGAACAUGUAUUUUCGCGUAGUGUUCAAUGAUAUUUCUAUUUUGGUUGCUA
Messenger RNA from Brassica napus (rape), 1018 nucleotides. RefSeq names its product pre-mRNA cleavage factor Im 25 kDa subunit 2. Gene Ontology annotation, molecular function: mRNA binding. Gene Ontology annotation, cellular component: mRNA cleavage factor complex. The record is from RefSeq and is a predicted model, not a curated record. The transcript is spliced from 7 exons. Lineage: Eukaryota; Viridiplantae; Streptophyta; Magnoliopsida; Brassicales; Brassicaceae. Bases 150 to 752 code for a protein of 200 amino acids.